GGGGCGCAGGCGCAGCACCGCUCCCAACGCUUCCGGACCCCACAGACCCCAGGCCCACCCCGGGCCCUGUGCCCACGGAUCCCCCACGGCCCCGGGGGGUCCCCGAGACCACCGGGCCCUCCCCAAAGGUGGGUGUGGGGUGGGGAGGAACGCAUCGCGGUCGGUUCCUAUCGGGAUCCGGUGGUGGUGGUGGGAAGGGGAAGGUCGUGGUUGGUCCUUCCCACAGCCGCGGGGACUCAGCGCCAUUGUCCUGUGGGGAGGAAGGACCCCUUCUGCUGUGGGGUUGAAGUGAUCCCACCACGAUCCUACAUCCAGUGGAUCCAUCCGGUGAUCCCAAAGGGACCCCACCUCCAUCGGAUCCAUCCAGAGUGAUCCCAAAGGGACCCCAUCUCCAUUGGCUCCAUCCAGAGUGAUCCCAACGGGACCCCAUCUCCAUUGGCUCUAUCCAGAAGAGAUCCCACCACGAUCCUACAUCCAGUGGAUCCACCCAGUGAUCCCAAAGGGACCCCAUCUCCAUUGGCUCCAUCCAGAGUGAUCCCAAAGGGACCCCAUCUCCAUUGGCUCUAUCCAGAGUGAUCCCAAAGGGACCCCAUCUCCAUUGGCUCUAUCCAGAAGAGAUCCCACCACGAUCCUACAUCCAGUGGAUCCACCCAGUGAUCCCAAAGGGACCCCAUCUCCAUUGGCUCCAUCCAGAGUGAUCCUAAAGGGACCCCAUCUCCAUUGGAUCCAUCCAGAGUGAUCCCACCACGAUCCUACAUCCAUCGGAUCCAUCCGGUGAUCCCAAAGGGACCCCAUCUCCAUUGGCUCCAUCCAGAGUGAUCCCAACAGGACCCCAUCUCCAUCGGAUCCAUCCAGAGUGACCCCACCGAGACCCCAUCGCCAUUGGAUCCAUCCAGAGUGAUCCCAACAGGACCCCAUCUCUAUCGGAUCCAUCCAGAGUGAUCCCAACGGGACCCCAUCUCCAUCAGAUCCAUCCUGAGUGAUCCCAAAGGGACCCCAUCUCCAUUGGCUCCAUCCAGAGUGAUCCCACCACAAUCCUACAUCCAUCGGAUCCAUCCAGAGUGAUCCCAAAGGGACCCCAUCUCCAUCAGAUCCAUCCAGAGUGAUCCCACCACGAUCCUACAUCCAUCAGCUCCUUCAACCUGGGAUCCCACCACGAUCCCAUCUCUAUCGUCUCCUCCCAGCUGUGAUCCCACCACAACCCCAUACCCUUCAUCUCCUUCUGGAAGUGAUCCCAACUCCUUCCUAUACCCAACGGAAUGUUCCAGAGGUGACCCCAAUACUACGUCCUUCCCAAGAAGUCAUCCACCGGGACCCCAUAUCCACCACAUCCUUCCAGAAGUGACCCAUCGGGACCCCGUAUCCAUCGCUUCCAUCCAUCCGUGACCCCACUGAGACCCCACACCCGCCUCCUCUUCCCCGAAGCGACCCCCCGUUUGUCCCCAUGGAGGUGUGGAGGCAGUGCGCCCACUGGUUGGUGGCAGCACGAGUGCUCCCGGCGGGUCACCGUGCCAGCAGCCCCACGGGACAGGUGUGGGACCUGGCGCAGGCGCUGAGGGAUGGGGUCCUCCUCUGUCACCUCCUCAACGCCCUCCUGCCCAACGCUGUGCCCCCCCGGGACAUCUGCCCCCGUCCCCAAAUGUCACAGUUCCUGUGCCUGAGGAACAUCCGCACCUUCCUGACCGCCUGCGCCGACAAAUUCGGGCUCCCCAAACAUCGCCUCUUCGGGGCCUUCGACCUCUUUGACGUUCAGGAUUUCGGGAAGGUGAUCGACACUCUGUCCACGCUGUCCUGGACCCACAUCGCACAGAGCAAAGGCUUCACACCUUUCCCCACUGAGGACUGCGUUGGGGACGAUGAGAUCUACAGUGGUCUCUCAGACCUCAUUGAUGACACAGUGGAGGAUGACGACGACCUCUACGACUGCGUCGAGGCCGAAGGGGACGACGGGGACGACAUCUAUGAGGACCUGAUGAGGGUGGAGGUCCCCCCGUCCGCUAGGGUGGAGGUGGACCGGAGGCAGUGCUGCCUUCAGGAGCUGCGGCAGACGGAGGAGAAAUACACCGAGACCCUCGAGUCCAUCUGCACGCACUUCCUGCGGCCGCUGCGGCACUUCCUGCAGCCUCAGGACCUGGAGAGCGUCUUCAUCAACAUCGAGGAGCUGCUGCAGCUGCACCGCCUCUUCCUGGGAGAACUGCGGGGGGCGUUGGGGGGGGCCGGGGGGGGGCGAGGGCUGCCCCCCCUCUUCUUGGCCUACAAGGAGAGGUUUCUGCUGUACGGCCGCUACUGCAGUCAGGUGGAGGCGGCAGCGCGGAGGUUGGAUCAGCUGUCAGCCGGGACCGACAUCCGCAUGAAGCUGCAGGAAUGCUCUCAGAGAGCCAACAACGGCCGCUUCUCCCUGCGGGAUCUCCUGAUGGUGCCGAUGCAGCGGGUGCUGAAGUAUCACCUCCUGCUGCAGGAGCUGGUGAAGCUGACCCCGGAUCCAUCAGAGCGGGAGCGGCUGCGGGCGGCGCUGGAUGCCAUGAGGGACCUGGCACAGUGCGUCAAUGAGGUCAAACGGGACAACGAGACCCUAAAGCAGCUCACCAGCAUGCAGCUCUGCCUCCACAACAUGCCCCAGUCCUUGGCGCAGUUCGGGCGCCCCAAAAUCGAUGGGGAGCUGAAGGUGUGCAGCAGUGAGCGGCGCUCCAAGGCAGACAGGUAUGGGUUCCUCCUGGACAAGGCUCUGAUCAUCUGCAAGCGCCGCGGGGACGCCUACGAGGCCAAGGACGUCGUGGACCUACAGAGCCACCAACUGAGGGACAGCGGCCUCGGGCCCAGGGACGGCAAGAAGUGGUCCCACACCUUCCUGCUCAUCAGCACGGCGGGGCUGCAGGGCUACGAGCUCUUCUUCAAGACACGCGAGCUGAAGAAGAAGUGGUUGGAGCAGUUCGAGAUGGCCCUCUCCAACAUCUUCCCGGAGCACGCCCUGGCGGAUGGACACGACUUCCAGAUGUUCUCCUUCGAGGACACCACGUCCUGUAGGGCCUGCCAGAUGUUGUUGAGAGGAACCUUCUACCAGGGCUACCGAUGCAACCGCUGCCGGGCUCCGGCACACAAAGAGUGCCUGGGGAGGAUGGGGAUCUGCGGAGCUGAUCCCAGCUGCGCUAACAGGAAGAUGAAGUGCCAGCGGCCGGGCCACGACAGCAAGGGGGCCGACCUGGGGUUGCCCAAGAUGGAGGCGAGUCAGCACUACAGCGGGGUGCCCCCGCCGCCGGGAAAUGUGGGGCCCCCCCUACGUCUCAGCCCCGGGGACGUCGUGGAGGCAAUGGUGGCGGAGGUGGAGCAGCUGUGGUGGCAGGGCAGGAAUGUGGUCAAUGGUGAGACGGGUUGGUUCCCCUGUGCUGCUGUCCGACCCUUCAUCUGUGCACCGCUGCCGGAUCUCUCCGUCUACCUCUGGUACGCCGGCCCCAUGGAAAGGGGGGAAGCGGAACAGAUCCUGACACCCCGCUCCGAAGGAACCUUCCUGGUGCGGCAGCGGGUGAAGGACACGGGAGAAUUUGCCAUCAGCAUCAAGUACCGCGCGGAGGUGAAGCACAUCAAAGUGAUGACAGCCGAAGGGCUCUAUCGCCUCAACGAGAAGAAGGCCUUCAGGGGGCUGGUGGAUCUGGUGGAGUUCUACCAGUGCAACUCGCUCAAGGAUUGCUUCAAGGCUCUUGACACGGCCCUGCUGGUGCCCUUCAAGGAGCCCGAGAGCCGGGCCAGCCCACGACCCCCGGGGGCCGUGCGGAGCUUCGGGUCGGCCAAAGCCCGGUAUGAUUUCUGCGCCCGCGACCGGACGGAGCUGACGCUGCGGGAGGGGGACAUCAUCCGCGUCCUCAGCAAGAAGGGGCACCCGGGGUGGUGGAAAGGGGAGAUCUACGGGCGGGUCGGAUGGUUCCCCGCUAACUACGUGGAGGAGGAUUACUCGGAGUAUUGCUGACCGCAGGACCCCUAAAUGUCCCCCCACCCUAUAUCCCCCACCCCGUACCCUCUGCCCCACUCUUUGAGGUCACUGCAUCCCCCCCCCCCCACCCCUCCCCUUCCCUGUUAAUUAAUUUAUGCCUCCUCCUGCCUACAGGGAGCAAUAAAAAUGGUGAGGACGAG
Messenger RNA from Gallus gallus (chicken), 4125 nucleotides. Its product is annotated as proto-oncogene vav-like. The record is from RefSeq and is a predicted model, not a curated record. Gene Ontology annotation, cellular component: cytoplasm. NCBI's taxonomy places the organism in Eukaryota, Metazoa, Chordata, Aves, Galliformes, Phasianidae. Gene Ontology annotation, biological process: intracellular signal transduction; cell migration; regulation of GTPase activity. Gene Ontology annotation, molecular function: guanyl-nucleotide exchange factor activity; protein binding.